Messenger RNA from Funneliformis mosseae, 147 nucleotides. NCBI's taxonomy places the organism in Eukaryota, Fungi, Glomeromycota, Glomeromycetes, Glomerales, Glomeraceae. The record is from the annotation of a GenBank genome assembly.
GAUAUAAAAGUCAGGCUUUCUAAAAAUUCUGAAUUAUUACGUAAUUCAAAAACUAUGAACACUGUUUACUGUUUUUCUGAAAAUUCAAAUUUGUCACAAGAUUCUUCUAAUAGAUUACCAGGUUUCGAAGAAAACCAUCAAUCAUAG